AUGGCAAGGAAUGAAGCAACUAAACAAAAGAGAUGGGAAGGCACAGUAAGAUCUAAAAUAAAAGGGGUCAGUAAGGAUUGUGUAUGGCCUUUUCUAGCGGACUUCUUCCAUUGGCAAACAAUCUUCCUCGCCAUCGAGAGUUCUAUAGGAGUCAAGGGCAUUUCGGGACAUAUAGGCUGCGUAAGGAAUGUUACCGUCAAACCUGAAGGAGGCUUUGGUUGGGAGGCUAACUAUAGUAGAUGGGGUUUAGAAAAACUUGUGGAUGUAGAUCACACUCGCAAAUGGAUGAAGUAUGAGGUUCUUGAUAAUACCUUUGGCUGGAAUAAUUACGAGGCUACAAUAACCCUUUUACCCUUUGAAGGGAUUACAAUUGGUUGUGAGUUUAUUUGGUCGUUUUCUCUUGAUCCCGUAGAAGAUGGGAGGUCAUUAGAUAUUAUGAUGACUGAUUAUAAAGCAACCCUUGCAUCUGUUUCUGCGCGGGUGAAGCAAUUGUGUGGGGUUUUAAAAUGA
Molecule: messenger RNA, 510 nt
Organism: Impatiens glandulifera
Lineage: Eukaryota; Viridiplantae; Streptophyta; Magnoliopsida; Ericales; Balsaminaceae
Exons: 1
Coding region: 1-510 (169 amino acids)
Source: RefSeq, a predicted model, not a curated record